This is a messenger RNA of Pectinophora gossypiella (pink bollworm), 2974 nucleotides long. It is a transcript of the gene pug, whose product is annotated as C-1-tetrahydrofolate synthase, cytoplasmic. The transcript is spliced from 16 exons. Gene Ontology annotation, biological process: tetrahydrofolate interconversion. The record is from RefSeq and is a predicted model, not a curated record. The coding region runs from base 102 to 2903 and encodes 933 amino acids. Gene Ontology annotation, cellular component: cytosol. Gene Ontology annotation, molecular function: formate-tetrahydrofolate ligase activity; methylenetetrahydrofolate dehydrogenase (NADP+) activity; methenyltetrahydrofolate cyclohydrolase activity. Lineage: Eukaryota; Metazoa; Arthropoda; Insecta; Lepidoptera; Gelechiidae.
CAAAAACUGAGAAGUACCUUGUCAUAUCAAUGUACCUUAGUAUCUCGUUGAGAUAACUUGGUGAGAAUUGGUUUUAACAUGUGCAAAGUGACAAGUGCAACAUGUGGACUUGUGCGGAAGAUUUUCGUCUUGUUUUACAAUCCGUCGAAGAUGACCUCCGCAAGCAAGUAUCGGAGCUCCGUGCGAAGGUCAGCGACUUCAUGCCCAAACUGGCCAUCGUCCAGGUGGGCGGUCGCGAGGACUCCAACGUUUACAUCAGGAUGAAACUGAAGGCAGCCGAGGAUAUUGGCAUGACCGCCGAACACAUACGCCUGCCAAGAGAUAUCACCGAAAAUGAGCUGCUAGCUCAAAUCAACGCUCUGAACACCUCUCCCAGCGUCCAUGGUAUCAUCGUCCAGAUGCCACUAGACACCGACAAUGACAUCGACUCGCACAAGAUCACCGACUCUGUGUCACCAGACAAAGAUGUUGAUGGCCUUAACACGAUAAACGAGGGUAAGGUAGCAGUAGGCGACAUGAGUGGCUUCAUUCCCUGCACGCCAGCGGGGUGCGUAGAGCUGAUCAGAAGAACCGGCGUGACUAUAGCUGGCAAGAACGUGGUGGUGCUGGGCCGCAGCCGCAUCGUCGGCACGCCUGUCGCAGAGCUGCUCAAGUGGGAACACGCCACGGUCACCGUCUGCCACUCCAAGACAAAGAAUCUUAGCGAGAUCACGAGGUCAGCUGACAUCCUGGUGGUGGCCAUCGGUCGCCCGGAGAUGGUGCGCGGCUCCUGGAUCAAACCCGGGGCCGUCGUCAUCGACUGCGGCAUCAAUGCUAUCCCAGACUCGACGAAGAAGAGCGGUCAGCGGCUGGUAGGCGACGUGGCAUACGCGGAGGCGGCGGAGACGGCGUCGCAUGUGACGCCGGUGCCGGGCGGCGUGGGCCCGAUGACGGUGGCGAUGCUCAUGCGCAACACCGUGCUGGCGGCGCGCCGGCAGGUCGACCGCCUGCUGCUGCCCGCGUGGCCGCUGCGCCCGCUGCGGAUCAAGCCGCUCUCUCCGGCGCCUAGUGACAUCGUAAUCGCGCGCUCCCAGAAGCCUAAGGACAUCAGUGAGUUGGCGACAGAGAUCGGCCUGUACCCGAAUGAAGUGGCGCAGUAUGGACGCACUAAGGCCAAGAUCGCUCUCUCCGUGCUCGACCGCUUGCGAGGCCAGCGCGGUGGCAAGUACAUCGUCGUUGCUGGCAUAACACCGACUCCCCUGGGCGAAGGCAAGAGUACGACUCUGAUCGGUCUGGUGCAGGCGUUGUCGGCGCACCGCGGGCGUAACGCUUUCGCUUGCAUGCGCCAGCCCAGCCAGGGUCCAACCUUCGGCGUCAAGGGCGGCGCCGCUGGCGGUGGCUACUCUCAGGUGAUCCCCAUGGAAGACUUCAAUCUGCACCUGACGGGCGACAUCCACGCAGUAACAGCUGCCAACAACUUGCUGGCUGCUCAGAUGGAUGCUAGAAUAUUCCACGAGCUCACACAGAAGGAUGGACCCUUGUACGACCGCUUGGUGCCUAAAAUCAAGGGUACGAGGAAAUUCUCACCUAUCCAAGUGAGGCGGCUUAAGAGGCUGGGCAUCAACAAGACGGACCCCGAUGCGCUGACUGAUGAGGAGAGGACCAAGUUCGCGAGGCUCAACAUUGACCCUAAGAAGAUCAUGUGGAACAGAGUGGUGGACUUGAACGACAGGUACCUGCGCAAGAUCACAAUCGGCCAGUCUCCCACAGAGAAGGGAUUCACCCGCGAGACCCAGUUCGACAUCUCAGUGGCGUCGGAGAUCAUGGCUAUUCUGGCUCUGGGGAAGGACAUUGAUGACAUCAAGGAACGUCUGGCGAACAUGGUGGUGGCUCUCGACACUAAUGGGAACCCUGUCAUCGCUGAUGAUUUGGGUAUAACGGGCGCUCUGUUGGUGCUGUUGAAAGACGCGUUCGAGCCGACCCUGAUGCAGACCUUGGAAGGGACCCCGGUGCUGGUCCACACGGGGCCGUUCGCCAACAUCGCUCACGGGUGCUCCUCCAUCCUUGCUGAUCGCAUCGCUAUGAAACUCGCGAAGGAGAAUGGCUAUGUCGCCACUGAGGCCGGCUUCGGGUCCGAUAUUGGCAUGGAGAAGUUCUUCGACAUCAAGUGUCGCGCGAGCGGUGACAAGCCGCACUGCGCCGUUAUAGUGGCUACGGUCCGCGCGCUCAAGAUGCACGGCGGAGGGCCGCCGGUGGCCCCAGGGCUACCUCUCCACGACGUCUAUGUACAGGAGAAUCUGGAGCUCCUGGGCAAGGGUCUGUGCAACCUGGGCAAGCAUAUUAGCAACGGCAACAAGUUCCACGUACCAGUCGUCGUCGCCAUUAACAGACACGGAUACGACAGUGAAGCAGAAUUGAACUUGAUCAAGCAAUUUGCUCUACAAAACGGCGCUUACCGCGCAGUGAUCUGUGAUCACUGGGCUAAGGGCGGCGCGGGCGCCGUCGACUUAGCCGACGCAGUGAUCGAAGCUUGCGAAGCGCCUUCCAACUUCGACUACCUGUACCCACUAGGGCUGACCAUUCAGGAGAAGAUCGCUAUCAUUGCCAAGGAAAUGUACGGAGCUGGCAACAUCGAGUACACUGCGGAUGUCCUUGAGAAGAUUAAGGUGUUCACUGAAAAGGGCUACGACAAGCUUCCGAUAUGCAUGGCGAAGACCUCCAACUCUCUCACCGGUGACCCAGCAGUCAAGGGGGCCCCUACAGGCUUCACACUUCGCAUCAAUGGUAUCUUCGCCUCCGUCGGCGCUGGGUUCGUCGUCCCCAUGGUGGGAGAGAUCUCCAAAAUGCCUGGCCUCCCCACCAGGCCAAGCAUUUACGACAUCGAUCUAAACACUAAGACCGGGGAAAUCGAAGGCCUAUUCUGAUCUGCUAUUGAUAUUUUUAUUGUUAUAUCGCUAAUCUUGUAUGAAUAAUUAAAGAGUUUUAUUUGUUUUAA